Miniopterus natalensis is the source of this 2507-nucleotide messenger RNA. RefSeq names its product dipeptidyl peptidase like 6 (gene DPP6). Gene Ontology annotation, cellular component: voltage-gated potassium channel complex; plasma membrane. Gene Ontology annotation, biological process: proteolysis; regulation of potassium ion transmembrane transport. Gene Ontology annotation, molecular function: potassium channel regulator activity; serine-type peptidase activity. NCBI's taxonomy places the organism in Eukaryota, Metazoa, Chordata, Mammalia, Chiroptera, Miniopteridae. The record is from RefSeq and is a predicted model, not a curated record.
GGACAUGAAUCAAACCGCGGGCGUCUCCAAUAGCGUCAGGUGUCCCCCUGGCAAAGGCCACAAGGAGCUGGUGGGGAGUAACCCUCCGCAGAGGAACUGGAAAGGGAUCGCCAUCGCCCUGCUUGUGAUCCUGGUCAUCUGCUCCCUGAUCGUCACCUCGGUCAUCCUGCUGACGCCAGUGGAAGACAACAGCCUGUCCCAGAAGAAGAGGGUCACGGUGGAAGACCUCUUCAGUGACGAGUUCAAAGUUCACGACCCCGAGGCUAAGUGGAUAAGCGAUAAAGAAUUCAUCUACAGAGAACAGAGAGGAAGCGUGAUCCUGCGCAAUGUGGAGACCAAUCUGUCUACAGUGUUAAUAGAAGGCAAAAAAAUCGAAUCGUUAAGAGCCAUCAGAUACGAGAUAUCUCCGGAUAAAGAAUAUGCUCUUUUCUCAUAUAACGUGGAACCGAUACAUCGACACUCCUAUACUGGAUACUAUGUCCUGAGCAAAAUUCCUCACGGGGACCCUCAAAGUCUAGAUCCCCCGGAGGUCAGCAACGCGAAACUGCAGUAUGCAGGGUGGGGCCCCAAGGGACAGCAGCUGAUAUUUAUCUUUGAAAACAACAUCUAUUACUGCGCACACGUCGGGAAGCAGGCCAUCCGCGUGGUUUCCACCGGGAAGGAGGGAGUCAUCUACAACGGCCUGAGCGACUGGCUGUAUGAAGAGGAGAUCCUGAAGACCCACAUCGCCCACUGGUGGUCUCCGGACGGCACGAGGCUCGCCUACGCCACCAUCAAUGACUCCCGCGUGCCUGUCAUGGAGCUCCCGACCUACACGGGCGCCACGUACCCCACAGUGAAGCUCUACCACUACCCCAAGGCCGGAUGUGAAAACCCCAGUAUCUCCCUGCAUGUCAUCGGCUUAAACGGACCCACCCACGACCUGGAGAUGAUGCCGCCGGAGGACCCACGGAUGAGGGAGUACUACAUCACCAUGGUGAAAUGGGCCACCAGCACCAAGGUUGCCGUGAACUGGCUGAGCCGGGCGCAGAACGUGUCCAUCCUCACCCUCUGCGACGCCACCACCGGGGUCUGCACCAAGAAACACGAGGAUGAAAGUGAAGCCUGGCUCCACAGACAGAAUGAAGAGCCGCUGUUCUCCAGGGACGGACGCAAGUUCUUCUUUGUCAGAGCGAUCCCGCAGGGGGGACAGGGCAAGUUCUACCACAUCACCGUGUCGUCCUCCCAGCCCAACAGCAGCAACGACAACAUCCAGUCCAUCACAUCAGGGGACUGGGACGUCACCAAGAUCCUGUCCUACGACGAGAAGCGGAACAAGAUCUACUUCCUCAGCACCGAGGACCUGCCAAGGAGACGGCAGCUCUACAGUGCCAGCACGGUGGGCAGCUUCAACCGGCAGUGCCUGUCCUGCGAACUGGUGGGCAACUGCACCUACUUCAGCGCGUCCUUCAGCCACAGCGCGGACUUCUUCCUGCUCACGUGCGAAGGUCCUGGGGUCCCCAGGGUGACAGUGCACAACACAACCGACAAGAAAAAACUGUUUGACCUGGAAACAAAUGAACAUGUACAGAAGGCUGUCAACGACCGACAGAUGCCCAAAGUAGAAUACAGGCAGGUCAAGAUCGACGACUACAGCCUGCCGGUCCAGAUCCUCAAGCCAGCGACCUUCAGCGAGACCACGCACUACCCGCUGCUCCUGGUGGUGGAUGGCGCCCCGGGCAGCCAGAGCGUGGCGGAGAAGUUCGCGGUGACCUGGGAGACGGUGCUGGUGAGCAGCCACGGCGCCGUGGUGCUGAAGUGCGACGGCCGGGGCAGCGGCUUCCAAGGCACGAAGCUGCUCCACGAAGUGAGGCGGCGGCUGGGCCUCCUGGAGGACAGAGACCAGCUGGAGGCCCUGCGGACUAUGCUGAAGGAGCAGUACAUCGACAAGACGCGGGUGGGAGUGUUUGGGAAGGACUACGGCGGGUACCUGAGCACGCACAUCCUCCCGGCCAAGGGCGAGAACCAAGGCCCCGUCUUCACCUGCGGCUCCGCGCUCUCGCCGAUAACCGACUUCCAGCUCUACGCGUCUGCAUUUUCUGAGAGGUACUUGGGCCUCCACGGACUUGACAACAGAGCCUAUGAGAUGACCAAGGUGGCCCAUCGGGUGUCAGCGCUGGAGGGACAGCAGUUUCUGAUCAUCCACGCGACGGCCGAUGAAAAAAUCCAUUUCCAGCACACGGCAGAGCUCAUUACACAGCUAAUCAAGGCAAAGGCUAAUUACAGCUUACAGAUCUACCCGGACGAAAGCCAUUACUUCCACAGCGCCCCCCUCAGGCAGCACCUGUACCACGCCAUCAUCAACUUCUUCGUGGAAUGUUUCAGGGUGCAGGACAAACCCCCGGCAGCCCCCCCGAGGGAGGAAGAGGAAGACUGAGCGCCCCGCAGCCCCAGCACAGCCUGGCUCUGCCUGGGCGAGUGUCGGAGGACUGGGGGACCCCCCCUCCCUGUCCCGCCGGCGCUGGGGC